Molecule: messenger RNA, 1434 nt
Organism: Anopheles aquasalis
Lineage: Eukaryota; Metazoa; Arthropoda; Insecta; Diptera; Culicidae
Product: antichymotrypsin-2-like
Molecular function (GO): serine-type endopeptidase inhibitor activity
Source: RefSeq, a predicted model, not a curated record
AGUAGCUUUCACCGAGUUCAUCAUGGGUUCCACUCUACGGAGAACGAUUAACUUACUAACAAUAGUGUUAGUAUUGCGUGAAAGUUAUCAACGCGAGAUAGGGGAUCGGAAUCUCCCGCGAAUGGCCCGUUUAAGUGAUGCCGAGCUGGUACGGCAAUCGAACGACUUCGCGAUCCAGUUGUACAAGCAAGUGAGUGCUGAAACGAGAAAUGGAAAUGUGGUAAUUUCUCCUCUAUCGAUCAGCGCCUGUUUAUCGCUAGCUGCAAUGGGAGCUGGAGGAUUAACGGCUGAAGAAAUGUUUGGUGGAUUGCGUUAUGGAAAGGCCGAUCAAAAACAGCGAGUGGCCGAUUGGUACAGACGACUCAUGAGGCAGUUGGCAAGUGAUUCAUCUAUCGCCGUAGCCAACACUCUGUACGUGAAAGAAGGAUACACCGUGAAGCGAUCCUUCAAUGAAGUGGCCACUAACAGCUUCCAAUCGGAGGUCCAUGAGCUCAAUUUUGCGCAGAACGAAGCCGCUGCGAAAACGAUCAACGAUUGGGUGGAAAGGAAGACGAACAACAAAAUCAAGGAUCUCAUCGCACCCGAUAUGCUGGACGAUUUUACUCGUAUGGUGCUAGUAAAUGCGGUCCAUUUUAAGGGCAGUUGGAAGUAUCAGUUCGAUAUGCAUAACACCCGUUCAAUGCGAUUCUGGCUCAGUGAGACAGGGUCACACGACGUUCCGAUGAUGUUCAUUAAGGAGGAUUUUGUGUAUAAAAACUUUUGGGAAGAAGGAUUCUCCGCUUUGGAGCUAAGCUACAGUGGCAGCACUACGACGAUGUUGGUGCUGUUGCCCAACAGGCGCGAGGGACUAGGUGCUCUGGAGGAGAUGCUUCCGAGUCUUAACCUAGUAGAGCUACGUAACAAAAUGACGAAAGAAGAAUUGGUAGUAUAUCUUCCUAAAUUCAAAAUAGGCUUCAGUCUCGAGCUUGAAGACGUUCUAACGACUCUUGGCAUGAGCCGAAUGUUCAGUGAUGCAGCUGAGUUUCCCGAUUUGCUGGAGUCAGACGAACAUCUCAAGGUUUCGAAUGUCAUCCAUAAAGCUUACAUCGAAGUGAAUGAAGAAGGUACCGAAGCAGCAGCAGCCACAGCAAUGCAAUAUUAUAGGAUAUCCGGAUCAUCGAUGUUCGCGGCAAAUCAUCCAUUUAUUUAUGCCUUGUUGUCAGAGGAUGGGUUAGUACAAUUAAUAGGAAAAGUGACCAACCCAGCAUAAAUCUUCACUACUUUGGUUGAUCAAAGGAUAAGAAUGACUUUUAAUAACCUAUAGUUAAUUUUAAAUACAUCAAAAGCGGCUAAAGGUAGCUAGAUAUGGCUUAAAUUAUAAGAGAAAGAGAGUUAAAUGAGGCUGUAUCGAAGGAAAAGAAACACAUCAAUAAAGCAUUGACAUCAUGAAGCAAA